Messenger RNA from Nerophis lumbriciformis (worm pipefish), 1965 nucleotides. Lineage: Eukaryota; Metazoa; Chordata; Actinopteri; Syngnathiformes; Syngnathidae. The record is from RefSeq and is a predicted model, not a curated record.
AUGCUGCUUUUUAAAUUGGGCCAGUCGUCUGCACUUUGCGGUGCCGUUCUACGCACCACAUCGGGACUAAACGGAGCUCAACGCCAGGCUGUCGCGGCAGUGAUCAACUCCCGCCACUAUGCCAGUCAAGCUACACAGGCCGUGUUGGAGAAGCCGGCGGCAGUCGCCGCCACCGCUGUGGAGAAAAAACCUGCCGUGGCCGUCGAAUCCAAAUCGUUUGCCGUCAACAUUUUCAGGGGGCAGAUCGCCACAUCUCAAGUGUUUCCCUAUCCUUCCGUCCUGAAUGAAGAGCAGGAGCAGUUUCUCCGGGAGCUGGUGCCACCCGUGGGGAAGUUUUUUGAGGAGGUGAACGAUCCAGCCAAGAAUGAUGCCUUGGAAAAAGUGGAGGACCACACCAUGGAGGGUUUGAAAGAGAUGGGAGCCUUUGGCCUGCAGGUGCCGGCUGAUCUGGGCGGCCUGGGCCUCACCAACACGCAGUACGCCCGGCUGGUGGAAAUUGUCGGCACCCACGACCUCGGCGUGGGCAUCACGCUGGGCGCCCACCAGUCUAUCGGCUUCAAGGGCAUUUUGCUUUUCGGGAAUCCGGCUCAAAAGGAGAAAUACCUGCCUAAACUGGCAUCGGGGGAGCACAUUGCCGCCUUUUGCCUGACCGAACCAGCCAGUGGUUCCGACGCCGCCUCCAUCAAAACCACAGCUGUGGAGUCCCCCUGUGGAAAAUUCUUUACUCUCAACGGCAGCAAAAUCUGGAUCAGUAACGGCGGACUGGCUGAGAUCUUCACCGUUUUUGCCAAGACGCCAAUGAAGGAUCACGCCACCGGUGAGAUGAAGGACAAAAUCACCGCUUUUGUCGUGGAGAGGAGCUUCGGCGGAGUGACCAGCGGGCCGCCAGAGAAGAAGAUGGGCAUCAAAGCCUCCAACACGGCCGAGGUUUACUUCGAUAACGUCCGCGUACCGGCCGACUGCGUGCUGGGCGAGGUGGGAGGCGGCUUCAAAGUGGCCAUGAACAUCCUCAACAACGGCCGAUUCGGCAUGGCCGCCGCACUCUCGGGCACCAUGAAAGGAGCCAUCGACAAAGCGGUGGACCACGCGGCAAACAGGACCCAGUUCGGCAGCAAGAUUCACACCUACGGGGCCAUCCAGGAGAAGGUGGCCCGCAUGGCCAUGCUGCAGUACGUCACUGAGUCUUUGGCCUACAUGAUCAGCGGCAACAUGGACAGCGGAGCUACUGACUUCCAAAUCGAGGCCGCCAUCAGCAAGAUCUUCGCUUCGGAAGCUGCAUGGACGGUGACCGAUGAGUGCAUUCAAGUUAUGGGCGGAAUGGGAUUCAUGAAGGAUUCCGGCGUGGAAAGAGUAAUGCGGGAUCUGAGAAUAUUCCGGAUCUUUGAGGGCACCAAUGACAUUCUCAGGCUUUUUGUGGCCCUCAAUGGCUUCCAGAACGCCGGCAACCAGUUGAAGAGCUUACAGAAAGCCUUGAAGAACCCACUGGGCAACGCCGGACUCCUGGCGGAGGAACUGACAAAGAGAGCCAAGAGGAAAGCGGGCAUGAGCACGGGCUUGACCCUUCAAGGAAGCGUCCACCCUGAGCUGUCCCAGUGCGGAGACCUGGCCGUGGAAGCCAUAGAACAAUUCGGAACGGCUAUCGAAGAGCUUCUUAUCAAACACGGCAAGAAGAUUAUCGAUGAGCAGUUUGUGUUGAUGAGGGUGGCGGACUGCGCCAUCGACAUUUACAGCAUGAUCGUAGUCCUCUCGAGAGCCUCGCGCUCGCUUAGUCGCGGUCAGCCUUCGGCCCAACACGAGAAGAUUCUGGCCGAGACCUGGUGCGUUGAGGCCCACGGGAGACUCAUGAGGGAUAUCAAAGCACUGCGCUCUAAGCGCUCCAGGCAACUCUACGGAAAUUUUCGGGCUAUUUCCACCGCGGUGGUGGAGAACGGCGGAACGGUCGCCUCUCACCCGCUGGGUUUCUAA